This is a messenger RNA of Cucurbitaria berberidis CBS 394.84, 1099 nucleotides long. RefSeq names its product NAD(P)-binding protein. The record is from RefSeq and is a predicted model, not a curated record. The transcript is spliced from 2 exons. Lineage: Eukaryota; Fungi; Ascomycota; Dothideomycetes; Pleosporales; Cucurbitariaceae. The coding region runs from base 276 to 695 and encodes 139 amino acids.
CAAUUACGGUCUCUAUCUACGGUAUGCCAACGGUGGUCCAAAUGUAGUUUAUCUCCGUUGUCACCCUACUGCGAGCGCCUAUGUCCGCCUUCCAGAUCCUAGAUAUACAUGGCCAUAGCACACCCGAGCAAACUCAUAGCAGAGGUUUACUACUUGCGCUCUCCAACAACAGCAAUACUCGCAUUGGUGUUCUUCUCAUACAUUUCUCCUCGAAAGGCCUUGAGUGUGCCUGACUCUUCUUGAACCCAAUAACUUUGCGAAGACAAUAGAACACCAUGUCCAUGCGACAAGUCAUCGCCGAGCAGUAUGCAAAACUACCGGUGCUGGUCGACCCAGAAACGUUUUUAGGGAAGACCUACAUAGUCACUGGCGCUAAUAACGGUCUUGGUCUCGAGACAGCCAGGCAUCUCGUCCGCUGCUCGGCCACACGCGUUAUCCUUGCCGUACGUAACAUCGCCGCAGGAGAGGCGGCCAAAGCCGACAUCGAGCACACGACAGGCCACAAAGACGUGGCAGAGGUAUGGCAUCUUGACCUUUCCUCUUCUGCAUCAGUCAGGGACUUCGCUGGCAAGGCAAAGAAAGAGCUCGAGAGAAUCGAUGGAGUUAUUGAAAAUGCGGGUGAAAUGUUGGACAGCUGGACGGUAGCCGAGGGCAUGGAAACGUCCAUGACCGUCAAUGUUAUUAACACUAUGUGACACUAGGGCUAACAAGCCGCCUUAGAUACCCUCUCACUAAGCUCGUGGAAAUGUACACCGUGCGCGCCUUCGCCGCUGCGUAUCCGUUCGAAAAAACUAAUGUCAUCAUCAACAUGGUUGCGCCAGGCAUAUGCUCAACCGGCCUUGCUCAUGACACUUGAGUCCUCCUGAGGACAAUGCAGCGUAUCGUCCGUAUGUUAUGGGCGAGGACCGCGGAGGAGGGCAGUCGCACCAUUAUCCAUGCUGUGAUCGCGGAUGAGUCCACUCAUGGUAAACACUUAUCGGGGUGCGAAGUGAAAGAACACUGGAUAUCCCCAUCGAUGACUGAUGCUGAGGGUCAACGUACGCAGAAACAGAUAUGGAAAGAACUUGCUGCUUUGAUGGAAAGUGCCCAUCCAGGCUGU